GGAGAGAGACUCACUGUUGAUGUGGCAGUUUCUCUUUUCGGCCCGUUCCAAUUCCCAGAAGGUCUGAGACCCGUGUCUCCCGUGUUCUGGGUGUGUGUCCGUGAGCAUAGAAACUUCAAAUUCUCCAAACCAGUCUUAGUCAACAUCCCUCACUUUCUAAAUAUUGAACAUGACGACGACAUCACAUCUCUAGGUCUCACUUUCCUCAAAGCAGACCACAACAAGAACUCUGAGGGUCUGUACGAAUUUAAGCAAACACCAGGAGAGAUGGACUUGAAAACUACAAAAAGACUUGGUGUUAUUAAAAUGUCACACUUUUACUCUCUCUGUCUUACCUCUAAAGACAUACCGAAAUGUUUAGAGAAAGCAUUGUUUUGCAUUACAGCAGUAUUACCAAAAUUCUCAGUACCAAUUGGCAAGAAAGCUCAGGCUCACUUUUUAAUCACAUUCUUGAAUCUAAAAACUUGCCUUUAUAAAGUCAAGGAUAUCGUUGAAAGUAUGGACUUAGAAGGAUAUUGCACAAAACAGAGAAAAUUCCAGUUCAAAGCGAGUACUACAGCUGCAAUAGAGAUCGUCAUAAGUAAUCCAUGCUGUGGAAUGAUUGGGCUGGAUGGAAGCCAAAAGAUAUUUAGAAGUGAAGUGGACUUCUUUUUUAAAAGAAGACUAUCGCAGGGAGAACUAGAGUGUCUAAAGAGUGAUGAUUUCUAUCCUCCGCGAUUUGACGUGUUCUUUGCCUCCUACCAGGAGAAUGCAACACUCAGUGAUGGCAAGAUUGCCUUCAGAGGGGCCACUAGUAACAUUGAAUUUAAUAUCCAUCUCGAU
Messenger RNA from Geodia barretti, 822 nucleotides. The record is from the annotation of a GenBank genome assembly. NCBI's taxonomy places the organism in Eukaryota, Metazoa, Porifera, Demospongiae, Tetractinellida, Geodiidae.